Molecule: messenger RNA, 1939 nt
Organism: Teleopsis dalmanni
Lineage: Eukaryota; Metazoa; Arthropoda; Insecta; Diptera; Diopsidae
Exons: 4
Coding region: 58-999 (313 amino acids)
Source: RefSeq, a predicted model, not a curated record
UUCAUGUUUUCAUUAAAAAUAAAUAAAAAAAUAAUAAGUAAACUUUCGUAAAUCAUCAUGGCCUUAAAUUUUAUAUUUAAUCUCAUUAAGACAUAUGGAGUCAGUAAAGUUCAAAGUGCGAUCAAGGAAACAGAUAAAGAUGUUGGUGAAUACCAUGCCGAAACUGAAAAAUACGAGCCCCCUAUAGCAGGUAAAUCUAAAACAAAAAUAGGUUCUAAAAAACAAACUGAAUGUAAGAAAAAGCACUCGGAUCAGGACCGAAAAAAAGAAAAUGAGAUAACAAUAAAUCGAAAUAGCUGUGACGAUUUCAAAACGGAAAGAAGAAAGCCUAAAAAAACUAGUGAUCUAAAGCAGAAUAAAAAAUCUGGGAAAAAACGACGAAAGAUGAAGAAAAUUUCCAAUCAUCACAGUGGGUGUUCCGAUACUUCAGUCCAUACGAUUUGUACAAAGUCGUCUAGCACUGGAAUUCGUUUUUGUACAUGUGACGAGUACAAAACAACAAAAAAUCGGCCUAAAAAACAAACUCCUUUAAAACAGAAAAAAAAAUCGGCUAAAGAACGACGGAAGAUAAAGAAAAUUUCCAAUCUUCAAAGUUACGAUACAUCGGUCCAUACGGCUUGUACAAGCUCGUCUGAAACUGAAACUAGUUUUUGUACAUGUGACGAGUUUAUAACGAAAAAAACUCGGUCUAACAAACGAACUCCUCUAAAACAGAAAAAAAAACCGGCUAAAGAACGACGGAAGAUGAAGAAAAUUUCCACAAUUCUUAGUGAAAAUUCUGAUACCUCAUUAAAUGUGACAUGUGGAAAUUCGCCGGAAACUGAUAUCUGUACAUGUGGCAAAGAGCAACGAGGUCCACCAACAACUACAAAAAGGAAACAAAAAAAUUUGAACAAAUAUAGUAAACGCACCCCCAUGCUUGCAACGUGGGAUGGGUGUAAGCGAUCGCGUAAGAAGAAGCGGGCAAGAAAGUGCCCCAUGUGCCGCUUAUCACAUUAGAAUAAAUAGUAGUUUAAAGGUGCAGGAAAGAAUUAAAUAAAAAAGAUAGGUAUGGUCUAUUCCUGCUCCUGUUACCGCAACAACGUAACUACAUACCAAGCCACCAACCAAGUAUAUGUGUCACUUUUUUUUAUUAAAAAUCAUUUUUAAAAUAGAUUUGUAUGGAUAUUACCAAGCAGUAGCAUUCCAUUGAAGAUUUCAGAAAACUUUGUGGCAUGUUCAAAUACAAUUUUUAAGAUUAAACAAUUAAAAAUGGUUUUAUCUAAUUACUUUUGGUAACGAAAAUGAUAUGUGGAUUACUCGAAUCGGAAAUAAGCUGUUGGUAGAUAGCCAAUGCCUUUGAGACUGCUUUAAAAAUUCAUUAUCUUCUGUUUCCAACAAAUAUACUCUGAGUUACAGAUGGUUACCCACAACUGUUUGCUACUCAGUUCAAAGACGUUUAAAAACUCAAUAAUACCGAGGUCUCUCUCAAUUCCUUAUGCAUUUCUCAAUUGUAAAAGAAUCUGCAGGUCCAUUGGAGCCUAGAAUUUGACAAGUAAAGUAUGAAAAAUUACCAAAUCGGCGUUGUACGGUGGUCACUCAAUGAAUCAAGAUAAAUAUGACCGAUUCCAACAACUUUUCUGUGAUGACUUUGGAACUGAACUCUUUAUUCGGUAGAUGCUCCUAACUAAAUUACCGUAAAAUUUAAAUUAAAUUUAAAAUAAAAACUCGCUGUGUCAGAUCAUGAACAAAAUUAAAUUAAAAAUAAGUUUAAAUCAAACAUUAAAGAGGUAACAUAUAAUCGCGAUAUCGCCUAACGAGCUCGCCAAUAGUAAUAGUACAAAGCGGUGUCACCAUAAUAUUUGAUAACCGAGCUUGUUACGCCAGAUGCUGGAUACCUCUACCAUAUAUUUAUAUUCAACAAGUUUUAGGAAUAAAAUACAAGUUCACAUUUUUUUAA